Messenger RNA from Magallana angulata, 875 nucleotides. RefSeq lists its product as uncharacterized. The record is from RefSeq and is a predicted model, not a curated record. The transcript has 3 exons. Lineage: Eukaryota; Metazoa; Mollusca; Bivalvia; Ostreida; Ostreidae. The coding region runs from base 33 to 875 and encodes 280 amino acids.
CGUAGUUCCAUGUAACAUGAUUUGUAAAUCUGAUGGUAUACCGUUAUUACAUUUUUACAGUUACCAACAUCCAAGAAUAUAUUUAUUUACGAUUGGUUAAUUUUUAUUUCAGAACUUGCUGGAUACUGCUUAUCGCUUUUUUUUUUGAACUGCAGGCUGAUAAUGAUCAACAAAGAACGACUAUCACCGAACUUCAAACUGCAUUAGAGGAAAAGGAUGAUCAGAUCGCUUAUCUCAUCGAACAGCUACAAGAGGGGGGUGAAACGAGAGUCAUCCAUCUAUUUGACAAGAAAGAAAAAGCAUUCACCCCAGAACUCCAUUUAUGUGUGUACUCUCUUCUCGAACACAGUGUUCCUUCAACGCAAAUUGGACCAACCAUAGAAGCAUGUUUAAAGCUGGCUGGAAAAGAACCUGAUCGACUUCCAUCUCCUUCAACUGUGGCCAAUAUGAACAUACAAAGACUCUGUCUCGUUAAAAGGCAACUACAAGAUGAACUACCUGAAAAGAUAAACACUACUCUACACACUGACGAAACAUCCAAAGUUGGCAUCAAGUACGGGGGAUUUUCUGUUCGUGAUGAAGAAGGUAAUUACUUUGCUCUAGGACUUCGUGAAAUGGCUACAAAAUCAGCACAGAACACAUUGGAUACUUGCAAGGAGAUUUUGGAGGAUAUUGCUGACACCAGAAAAGAAACUCAUCCUCAGAGUGCUGGAAACGAGAUUGUAUGUAACAUUCAAAAUACUAUGAGUGAUCGUGCUGCAACUGAGUUAAAGUUAAAUGAGCUCUUAGAAAGUUACAGAGAGGAGGUGUUGCCACAAGUGACCGUUAAAGCCAAUUGGUCUCUUGUUUCUGAAUGUAUUGGAAAGAACUUUUGA